Messenger RNA from Penicillium alfredii, 441 nucleotides. RefSeq lists its product as uncharacterized. The transcript is spliced from 3 exons. Lineage: Eukaryota; Fungi; Ascomycota; Eurotiomycetes; Eurotiales; Aspergillaceae. The coding region runs from base 1 to 441 and encodes 146 amino acids. The record is from RefSeq and is a predicted model, not a curated record.
AUGGCACCGAGAAUAUCCCCGUCAAAGCUACGUCUCAUCAAUGAUAUGAUACAAAGCCAGUCGUUAACCCGUUCUCAAAUGGCCAAGGCAGCAGAAUGCAGCGAACAGACAAUCAAAAAUAUCCGCAGAAACUUGCGACUGUUUGGACACGUCCAUGCUCCCCCAACCCGUGUCGGUCGGAGACGAAGCCUAACACCACCGAUGCUAGAAGCGCUCUGUGACCACUUGCUGGAAAAGCCAGGAGAUGGCUAUCUUUCUUGUCCUAAGGCUGGUCGAAAAAGACCGCCCGACAGAGUGCUAAAGAGCAGAGUGCCGAAUUACGAGAAAUUUAUCUUCAUAACCUCUCCGAGUUUGCAUCGUACCACCUUUUAUAUGUUGAUGAAUCUGGAUGUGAUAAACGAAUUGGGUUCCGACGGACAGGCUGGUCACCACUUGGUGUAG